This is a messenger RNA of Exophiala oligosperma, 2158 nucleotides long. RefSeq lists its product as uncharacterized. Bases 274 to 1671 code for a protein of 465 amino acids. Gene Ontology annotation, molecular function: acyltransferase activity, transferring groups other than amino-acyl groups. The transcript has 3 exons. Lineage: Eukaryota; Fungi; Ascomycota; Eurotiomycetes; Chaetothyriales; Herpotrichiellaceae. Gene Ontology annotation, biological process: polysaccharide biosynthetic process. Gene Ontology annotation, cellular component: membrane. The record is from RefSeq and is a predicted model, not a curated record.
CGCUCCUUUACUGGACCCUCGUCCUCUGAGUGUUCAGAUCCAGUCUGAUGUGAAACACUCUUUUGCUCUCCGACAGCCACAAAGUUGAACAUACCACGCAGUCUCGACCGUGUCAGAAACCUGAAGCGAAAAGCUUGAAUUCCUCCCCGGGUUUUCACGUCCACGCUCGGUACUCAACCCCCGUACCAUCUCUUUUUUGUUGUUGGAUAUUCUGGCUCAUCGAUCCACCAUUCCACUCAUUCAUCACUCUCCUCUCCCUUCAACAUUCUCCCCAUGGAGAAGAUGAGAAGUGUGCUCAGAUCUUAUGGAGAACUCUUUCACCUGUCAACCGAAGCCAAGGCAGAAGUACUGAAAGAUACAACAUGGGCUCACGGUCUGCGAGGCAUCGCCGCGAUGAUGGUCGUUUGUUCACACUUGACUUUGUGCUACGCAAGGGGCAUAAUACCACCAUGUUGCGCACCGGGGAGCACAACUCCUUCACUCUUUCAGCGACCACUGUUUCGUCUUGUUGCUAGCGGACACUCAUGGGUCGCCAUCUUUUUCAUUCUCAUGGGCUUUGUCAACGCUCUGGCACCCCUACGUCUGGCUCGGUCAGGACAAGCCGACAAGACACUAAGCAAGUUGGCCUCAUCAUCUUUCAGUCGCAUCUUCCGGCUUGUUCUCCCGGCUACAGUGGCAACCAUCAUAAGCUGGUUCAUUUGCAACAUGGGUUUGUACUCCACGGCAGGACUGAGUGAUGCUUUCUGGUUGAACAACACCACGCCCUUGCCAAGCGCAAACUGGCUGAAAGCCGUACAAGAUCUACUUCGCGGUCUCUCGGCAACUUGGGCCUUUGGACCAGAGAACCCCUAUGAUCAACCACAAUGGGCUUUGAUAUACCUGCUGCAGGGAAGCUUUAUGAUCAUCAGUGCUCUGUUUCUGACUGCAACCAUGACCCCAACUUGGAGGACUGCCACUUUGUCUGUGCUGAUAGGCUGGAGCCUGAACUGGAGCUGGCUUAUUGGCGAUCCAUGGACUGGACUUUGUUGCUUCGCUGGUAUCAUCCUGGCUGAGAUGAGUCUUGUGGGAGGUGCCGAAGCUCUUUCCAAGGUCUCCCAUAUUCUCUCCCCAUCAUCUAUUCUUACCGGCCUUUUCCUUAUGUCUUAUCCAGGAGGCUAUCCUGAUGCGGCCAGCUGGUCAAGGAGGAUGCACGCAUUCGGAGUCCGGUUUCUGCCUGGUGAGAGUGUCGACCGAAUGUAUGGUUCCCUUGGUGGAAUCGUGCUCGUUUUUGGCAUCAUCAUCUCUCCUCACGCCCGUUGGGUUCUCAGUCAAAGACCAUUGGAGUGGCUUGGUAAAGUCAGCUUCGCCAUCUAUCUGCUUCACGGCAUGCUGUUGCGUACUAUUUUUGCCUGGGUUCUUCACCUCGGUCAGUCAUUGACUCCCUUUGUUCAGACCGGUGAAGAUGGCAGAGAGUUUUAUGUGAAUCGAUAUCCUGUGCCUGGGUUUUUUCAAUGUGCUUUUGCGACCAUGGUUUUGGCAGCUUGUCUAGCAGUAGCAAGUCAAAUUUGGAACCUCAAACUGGAGCCAGUGUUUGGAAAAAUAACGACGAGGCUCGAACGUGUGGCAACCGGCAAGUCUUCGCCUGAAGUGAAGUCCGGCGAGGAUUCAAUACUUCCAACACGAAAAGAUUGAGAUUGCAGCAUGAGCUGUGCAAAUAGCGUUAAAUUCAGGAGACCAGCAUCCGGAGAAAAUCGAAUCCCUGCUGCCAGACCAUCGACAUCCGAUUAUCAGCCAUAUUUUGAUAAUUGUACAAUCUUCGAGUCAGAAACGAACCAUGCUAUUCAUGGGAAGGCAUGAAUCAUAAUACAUCUGGUCUAGUCGUCGAUCAGUGGCCGUGGCUCAUGGUCAGCCAUUCUGUGGUCAGGAACCAAAAGCCUUUGGAAUGGCGUCCCUCAUCACUCUCCCCCGAUGACAUGAAAGUCGGCAUACGAGUGAACCAAGUAUCGCAGUAUUCACGAAUGCAGAAUUUAGGGCUUGCUUGGAUCAACGAAAGUCUUGUUGGAUUAUGAAGACAUCUUUGGACCUUUUCGUUGGUUAUGCUCCGGCGGACGGGAUGGCCAGGGACGAUAAGAAUUGCUCAGGAUACAGUCAUGGAAUUUGUUGGUGUAGACCUAAUCGU